AUGGCAACCGCGGUCUCCAAAACCACCUCACAUCCCCCUAAGAUGAAGCGACCGCCCCCGCCUUUCGUUCAAUCCGGAGUCAAUGGCGCAAGGCCGCAGCAAUCGUCUUCAUCUCCUCCUACUACUUCAAAGCGCCUUCCAGGGGCUGGGCAGUCUGCGGUGCCAAGUUCCACCAGCCAUCCAGCUCUGAACGGCGCCAAUGGCAUUGGCAAUUCGAACAACACCGCUACAAAGGGACCCCUGGGCCGGCCCAAAAAAGAGGCGCAAAAGCUAGGCGAUCAGGCCAUAAGGUUACAGAAGCCGGCGUUGAAGAACUCGUCUUCGGACAAUGAUCGCCGCGCUGGUACAGCGUCUUCUGAACCUUACGUCAAAACAUCACCUUAUAUCUUGAAGAAGUUUGCCAAAUUUCCCCCAUCGCUGAUCCUCCACCUUCACCCUACACAUUUCCGCUUCGAGCAGCAGGAUGGAAGCUUUCCAUAUAACUCGGAGAUGAAGGUCAUCAUUGAACAUAUCCGUGCGGGUACUGUUCCCCAUGAUAUGAUGGAGGAAUUGCUGCGUGCCAAUGUUCGCUUCUAUGAAGGCUGCCUCAUUGUUCGCGUGGUCGAUCAUAAAUCGGUAUCUGCGCAAACCAGGAAAACCACCGUACCCUCUUCAAACGAUAACAAUACUCCAUUCUCAAUACACAACUACAAUGAACAUAUCACCCCGUCGGCAUAUGUACCGUAUCCGAAACAGAAUCAACUGGCGUCAGAGAAGCCAGCCAGUACCGAAACCGCAGCAGAACAGUCAGAUAAAAAAGAUAGCGGUGAACAGGAUGGCCCAUCCCAGCAGAACUCUCAAGAUAUCGCUUCAGCCUCUGAACAUAAGCAAACUCCUUCUCAACCCCGCGUCUUCACAACCGUUCUUCACCCAACACCUCGGUCAUUACAGGCGGAGUUGACUCUGCUUGCGACCACACCGGACCCGAGGGCUGCCAAACAAACAGGUUCCGCGUCAUCACGUCCUCAAGCCCGGUCUACAGCGGCUCCUCCAUCUCCUGGCGCAUCGGCGCAACAUGAACGUGGUCAUGUUGCAAAAAAGCAAAAAAUGAUGGUCGAGCCGCAGGAGCUUAUGGAAUGCGAAUCCAAACUAACAAAAGCUCUCGCACCACCCUUGUUUUUGGAGCCCGUGGACACAUUUGAGGAUGUACAGGCCCUAUUGAAAUUCAUGGAGAGCCCGAUUCACCGCGACGCUCCACCAUCGCCAAAGAGAAGAAAACGCACAGUUGCAGAACUGGCAGCUGACGAAGCACUGGCGGCCGAGGAGGAGAGGUUUAUGCUUAUUAUGGAUGAACGGCUAGAGCCUACUACCUCUGGAGCUGCAGGAGGGCCAAAAUCUGCAGCUGUCGACGACACCGGGGGUGCUGUGCCUUUCGAGCCUCGCUUCUCGCGAUUUAAGACCCUUGAAAAUAUCCGAAUCCAGCACGAGGAGAAAACAAGGCGUGAGAACGAGGCCAAGGUGAAACAGGAAAUGGUCAAGAGGCAGCAACAGGAUCAAGAGAGAGAGAGACGCCGGUUGGCGGAACAGCGCCAGGCGGAAGAGCAGGCUAGAGAGGAAACUCGAAGGCAGCAGCUCGCCGCACAGCAGGCGCAAGCACAACUUGCCGCGCAUCAGCAGAACCGACACGUCAUGAACCAACCUAAUGGUGUUACGCAAGCGCCUCAGUCCUCACCGGUGGUGCGCAACCAAACACCUCUCAACCAGACCCCUCUCAAUACUUCUUCACCACUUGUUGGCAGUACAAUGGCAACUCAAGCUAGCGUGCCUAUGGCGAUGACAUCUUCCAUACAGGGUGCUGGUAGCCCGCAGAGACCUCCAUCUGCCUUACAGCAUGCUCACCCCAACAUGAUGAGCCAUCCCAUGGUGGCAUCUAGAAGCCAGCAAGGGCAGAGUAGGCAUGGUACCCCACAAAUGACGCAGGGAACACCCGCCAUGUCUCAAGCAACCCCGGUAAUGCGGAAUGUUACACCUACCCAGCGUAUGAGCCAUGCUAGUCCACCGCGCUCCUCCAUGGCUCCAACGCCUGUGAUGAACCAGACCAUGAUGGGAACACCGCAAAUGGGAGGUCAAGUGGGACUCACCCCACAACAGCAACAACAAUUUUUGAUGCAAAGACAGCAACUCCUAGCUCAACAAGGGCAUGUAAAUCCCAGCCAGCUCACUCCACAACAAUAUGCCCAGCUUCAAGCAAAUGUGCAUGCACAGCACAACAUUCAGAACCACCAACAACAGGUUAUGCAACAGCAGCCGCAACAGCAGCCGAACGCUCAACCUCAACAGCAAAAGUUCUCGAAUCCCCAGGCAUAUCAGGCUCAGCUGAUGCGAGCACAGCUUGCACAAAUGCAGAUGGCGCAGCAGCACCAGCAACAGCAAAGGCAGCAACAACAACAACCAAACCCUCAGCUACAGGGCCAACAGCAUCAACAGCCUCAGCAAGGGCAAAUGCUCCAAAACAGCCCGCAGAUGAACGCGCAGCAACAACAGAUCUUAAUGGCAGCGGCCCAAGCCAACGGUGGCCAACUCCCGCAAAACAUGCAGAAUAUGAAUAUGCAACCGCGAGUGAAUGCGACACAAAGAUACAGUCAGAUCUAUCAGCAGCGGCUCUUAAGGUUGCGGCAGGAUAUGGCCAGUCGCCUGAUGCCGCAGUAUGGACCACCAACGCAAUAUCCACCCCAGGUCGCGCAGGAGUAUAGCGUUGGCCUUGAACAAGCUGCUAAAGGGUUUGUGCAAGAUAUAAUGCGGCGGGAGCGCGCUGAAAUAGCUCAACGACACGCUGCUGCUCAGCAUGCCCAGGCGGUGCAACAGCAACAGCAACAUAACAUGAUGCAGAAUGGAAUUGGCAAGUAA
Aspergillus puulaauensis is the source of this 2886-nucleotide messenger RNA. RefSeq lists its product as uncharacterized. Gene Ontology annotation, biological process: regulation of transcription by RNA polymerase II. Lineage: Eukaryota; Fungi; Ascomycota; Eurotiomycetes; Eurotiales; Aspergillaceae. Bases 1 to 2886 code for a protein of 961 amino acids. Gene Ontology annotation, cellular component: SAGA complex. The transcript is spliced from 3 exons. The record is from RefSeq and is a predicted model, not a curated record. Gene Ontology annotation, molecular function: transcription coregulator activity.